UUUUAUUUUUGUUGUAAAAUAAAAAACUACGUACUCAGUUUAGCUCGUUUCACGACCAAUUUUUAAUUACUCAUUGUUAUUUACGUGUAAAAUAAUUAACAAGCUACCGUCAUCUACGUGAACGGUUCAUAUUUACUUAAAUCAUCAUGAUCGCUUUCUAAAAUCGAAAAUCAUGCCGAGUGGUGUUAUUCAAAUGCUUGGUUUAGCUGUUGUUACAGCCAUCACAGUUGGUGCUUUGACCGUCUAUUAUGCCUUGAACGGUGGAGAACAAUUACACGUCGUGAAUGCAGAUCCUCGUCGGCGGAAUAGGCGAGGAGAUGGAGCGCUUCAGCCUGUAAUUCAAGAAAGGCCAAAUCAAGUCGAUGUUCAGCCAGACAGAGGCAAUGAAAACCGAUGCCGAAUUUGUUUUCGUAAUAUUCAAAACACCGAGUACGAUUUGACAAUUUUGCCAUGCACUCACAGGUUUCAUUGUAGAUGCAUUAGUGACCAUUUAAGUUCAACAGCUGAAGGUCAAGCGCUGCAGAGUGCUUGCCCAGUAUGUCAAGCUCCGUAUUCGAUCGACGAUAUAGAAUAGGAUCUCGAUAAUUCAGAAGUACUUUUCAUUCUAAAACGUUGUCCGAACAUUCCUAACGAAUUAGUGGGUCGCCUAAUUAUGUACAGUUUACGGUUAUUUUGUUCCCAGACACAUCGUCAUUAUUGUUAUACCUACUAGCGAUAUACCUGCUGGAUUAUAUGUAUGAUAGAAAUUAUAAUGACUGUGUAUAUUUUUAGUCGCUAAUAUUUUUUUUACGAGUGAAUUUUUAUCAUUUUAUUGUUUUAUGUAGAUAAAUAAAAUAAUGGAAGAAAGUUCAA
Messenger RNA from Planococcus citri (citrus mealybug), 852 nucleotides. RefSeq lists its product as uncharacterized. The record is from RefSeq and is a predicted model, not a curated record. Bases 173 to 574 code for a protein of 133 amino acids. The transcript is spliced from 3 exons. NCBI's taxonomy places the organism in Eukaryota, Metazoa, Arthropoda, Insecta, Hemiptera, Pseudococcidae.